AUGGAACCCUUCCUCCGCCAGCUCGCCCAGAAGUACAACUGCAACAAAAUGAUCUGCCACAAGUGUUAUGCCCACCUGUACUGCCACAAGAAGUCAACUGCAGUGCUGGGAGCAGAUGUGACCCUGAAUCCUGGUGCCUCCACGACUCCUUUCAUGACCAAGUCCUUUCCUCCAACCACUACUGGCCCCGCACAAAGGCUGCCUUGGGAGCAGCACCUUCUACCCCUUACAACCCCAUCAUUCCUUCCUGGUCACCCCCUGGUGCUGCCAGCUUUGCCCAGGUCACCUCUGGUGGCAGGAGAUGCUGGUCAAGGCCUUGGUGGGACUGGGAUUUUCAACAUUGUGGGCCAGGUCAGGUCAGAAAAGGGGCAACCACAGACCUCCCAGACUCAGACCACUGUUCUGACUCAGGCCACCCUCAACAGGAGUGCUUCAGAGGCCCUCUGUGGAGGUGCUGCAUGUCCUGCACCCCUCUUCUUGGAAGCCUCUGCGGUGGAGAUGAUUAUACCCACCUCGGCUUUUGGGGGCACCCAGGCAAGCGAAGGAGGCUGGCAUCCCGGCCUUCCAGCUCAAGCUCCACCACCAGCUGCCCAGCUGGCCCCCAUCGUGCCCUCGGUGAACCCUGGGGCACGGCCACGGCCACAUGGGGCUUCCAGGGAAGGUAGCCAGGGCACCUCCCGGCCCAAGGCCUCGCCAGAUGACUCCUGCAACCCCAAGAGUGUGUACGUGAACUUCCGACGUUGGCAGUGCUUCAAGGCCCUGGCCCGGGAGCACCUUCCCCAGAGUCCUGAUGUGGAAGCUCUUUCCUGCUUUCUCAUCCCAGAGCUCCGGUCCCUGUCCCGCCUGAAGCCCACCAUGGCUNUGGAGGAGGGAAUGUGGCGGGCCGUGCACGCGUGGCAGGGCAAAAGCAACUUUGACAGGAGGAUCUAUCACGAGAUGGCAGACAAGUUCAUGGAGUUCGAGGCGCAGGAGGAAAUGCGGUUUCAGAAGUUGCAGUUAAAGAAGGGGGCGCAGGGACAGCCUCCUCCAGCCCCACCAAGGCCUGAUCCUCGGGGGCCCCGAGCCCCAGUGGUGGGCCCACAGCCAGGUACGCCAGCAGGAUCCCCCAGGACCCCUGGCCAAAGCAACAGGGCUGCACCCACGGCCCAGCGAGCCCGCACACCCCAAUGGCCCCAGGAGACGGAGUCACCCGAUGGGAUCCCCCCCGCGGCCGUGCAGGAGUACAUGGACCUCAUGGACGAGCUGCUGGGGCUGGGCCACUCAGCCGCAGGGGAGCCAGGUGGAGAAUGGGAGGAUGGAGGAAAGGACCUGCUGCCGGACAAGGGUCUCCUGAGCUACCUGGACCAGCUGUGCUGCCAGCAAGACUUCGUCGCCGAGGUGGAUGAGGUCAUUCACCUCGGAUUUUUAAAACAAUUGCUUUCCCCGGACACGCGGCAGGAUCCCCUGGCUCUAGCUGAGGAGUUGGAGCAGGAGGAAGGACUCACUCCUGCCCAGCUGGUAGAGAAGGGACUCCUGGCCUCGGAGGAGCAGGAGGGUGGGCAGGCACCCCCGAGUCACGGCGCUCCCCUGUUAGACCCAAGUCCUUCUGAGUCUGCAGUGGGCCAAGAUGCCCAGAGGCGUGACCACGGCCCCCAGUUGGGGGUGAAUGACAAAGCCUGCCCACAAGAGACUGACUUCAAGGACCGUCAAAGGCACAUUCGAGGAGAUGCCAAGGUGUCCAGGACCAAGGAGCUUUCUGUCUCUUCAGGACGUCAGGAGUACCCACCACUCCUGGGUCAAGGGGUCCUCUCUCCUCCCCAGGGUCACCGGCAGGCUUACUCUGGACUGGGACCCAGGGACGCCUCCAUUCCCAGAGAGACCUCGCUUGUUACCGAGACUCUGGGGCCAGAGGGCAGGUCCAGUGCGGAUGAGGAGGACCUCCCCAGCCUGGCCUUCCUCUGGGCCUCUCCUAAGAGCCUGCUGCCCUGUCAGCUCUCUCUGAGUCCUGUCCCUGCCUCAGGCCCUGUCUGCCCUGGAGGUCGGGGGCCCCGGGGAGCUGCCCAGUCCCAGUUCUUUCAGAGACUUGGCCUCAGCCAAGCUUCAUCUCCAGCUUCCAAGUCUCGGGAGCGCACUCUGGCUGGAGGCCCAGCCCGUGCUGAGAAGACCCCCCUCCCAGGGGCUGACCUCAGGGCCUGCCAAUGCCGCUCCCCCAUGUUUAAGUUCUGA
Miniopterus natalensis is the source of this 2205-nucleotide messenger RNA. The record is from RefSeq and is a predicted model, not a curated record. NCBI's taxonomy places the organism in Eukaryota, Metazoa, Chordata, Mammalia, Chiroptera, Miniopteridae.